Molecule: messenger RNA, 639 nt
Organism: Phaeoacremonium minimum UCRPA7
Lineage: Eukaryota; Fungi; Ascomycota; Sordariomycetes; Togniniales; Togniniaceae
Product: putative dehydrogenase reductase protein
Exons: 1
Coding region: 1-639 (212 amino acids)
Source: RefSeq, a predicted model, not a curated record
AUGGCUUCCAAAUACAAACGCUCUGUCAUUGUAACGGGUGGCACUAUCAACCUUGGAUACUACGCUGCUCUCAACAUCGCGCGUUCUCGUCCCGAUUACCUUGUUGUCAUUUCUUCGCGUUCCGACAACACCCACUCCGCCGACUCUAUCAACGAGAUCACCGGUCAGAAGAACGUCAUCUUUAUUCCUCUUGACCUGUUUGACCUCGAUGGCAUCUGGUCUUCCAAGGCCUAUCCACCCAUCCAGUCUCUCGUUUUAAACGCUGGUCUGCAAUUCCCCAAGCAGCUGCAGAUGGCCCCGUCUGGUCUUGUGGCCACCUUCGCCGUAUGCCACGUGGGCCAUGCAUUGCUCUUCCAUCUUCUAUGUCCCCAUCUAGCACCCAAAUCUCACAUUCUUGUCGUCUCUAGCAGCGGCCAUGACCCGGCGCAAAAGACAGGCAUGCCCUAUGCUUUGUACAAUACAGCAGAGGACCUUGCUCACCCGCCGCCAUCGAUGAUCAAGGUAUCUGGAAAACAGCGAUACACAACCGUGAAGCUUGUCAAUGUUUCAUGGGCGUACACUUUAGACAAGAAGCUGAAGGAGAAGGUCCCGGAGCGUGGGAUUGUCGUCAAUGCAUUUGAUCCGGGAACGAUGCGGUAG